Messenger RNA from Rotaria sp. Silwood1, 1050 nucleotides. Lineage: Eukaryota; Metazoa; Rotifera; Eurotatoria; Philodinida; Philodinidae. The record is from the annotation of a GenBank genome assembly.
AUGUAUCAAGAACUAAGCUGGUUUGAAACAUUGAAACCAGGUGAACUAGUGAAUCAUUUUAUUGAAGACUUGAAUAAUAUUCGUGAAGGUAUUGGCUUGAAUAUUGUUGAUUUAUUAUGCACAACUGCUAAUUCUCUUGGUAGUCUUACAUUCUCAUUUUAUGUUGGUUGGAAAUUAACAUUAGUUUUUUUAAGUACGACGCCUAUUAUUGUAGCUGCUUUUAUCAUUACAAGACAAGUAGGAACUGCAUAUACAGCUAGAGAAAAAACUGCACCUACCAGCUCCAAUGCUAUUGUAAAAGAAAGUUUAACUGCAAUAAAAACUGUUACAGCCUAUGGUGGACAACAAAAAGAACUCAAGAAAUAUGAACAGUUUUUGGUACAAGGCAAAAAAGCUGCAAUCAGGAAAGGUCUUUAUACUGGCAUCUGUCAAGCAUUUAUCAAUAUAGUAUUGUAUGCAUCAUUUGCAAUAAUUUUUUGGUAUAAAUCAGAGAUUAAUGCGUCAGAAAAUGAAGGUAAAAUAGAAGUACCAUUGAAUACAUCAAGAGAUAUCACAUUUGAUAAUGUUGAAUUUGUGUAUAAAUCACGAGAAACUCCAAACUUUAACCUUGUUAUUCCAUCAGGAAAAAUAACUGCUAUUAUUGGUGAAUCCGGAUGUGGAAAAAGUACAGUAUUUAAAUUAAUUCAACGUAUAUAUGAUCCAACAAAAGGCCGGACUUUAUUUGGCAAUGACGAUGUCAAGACAUUAAAUUUAAAAACAUAUCGAUCAAAUAUUGCUCUCGUUGAUCAAGAACCACAGCUGUUUUUAGAUACAAUAGAAGAAAAUAUAAAAUUUGGAAAUCCAAAUGCCACAGAUAAAGAUAUGGAAGAAGCCUGUAGAAUAGCAAUAGCUUACGAUUUUAUUCAAAAACUUCCAGAGAAAUUUAAAUCGAAGGAAUCCUUAAGUGGAGGACAGAAGCAGCGUGUAGCUGUUGCACGAGCUCUUGUCUCCAAAGCUAAAAUAUUACUGUUAGAUGAAGCAACAUCAGCUUUAGGUAAGCAGUAUCAUUAA